Brachypodium distachyon (stiff brome) is the source of this 1637-nucleotide messenger RNA. Its product is annotated as phosphatidylinositol:ceramide inositolphosphotransferase. Bases 435 to 1412 code for a protein of 325 amino acids. Gene Ontology annotation, molecular function: inositol phosphoceramide synthase activity; ceramide cholinephosphotransferase activity; sphingomyelin synthase activity. Gene Ontology annotation, cellular component: trans-Golgi network; Golgi membrane; endoplasmic reticulum membrane. The record is from RefSeq and is a predicted model, not a curated record. The transcript is spliced from 12 exons. NCBI's taxonomy places the organism in Eukaryota, Viridiplantae, Streptophyta, Magnoliopsida, Poales, Poaceae. Gene Ontology annotation, biological process: ceramide biosynthetic process.
GACCUUCAUCACCCGGCUCCAUCUCCGGCCUUUUCCAUAACCCCCCUCGAUUCUCCCACAAUUUCCCUACUCGCCAUAGCCUCUCUUUUCGUUGAUCCCUCGAACUCCUCUGUCGAGUUCCAACUCCCUCAGCUCUCACGCCGCCGGUCGCCGCGGUUGCUCCAACCUGACCGCCUCCCCUCCGCCCACGAGAUCCCCGAGAAGAACUACCUUCAGCCUCGCCCAUCUCCCUCGCACGAGGAGUGGACCCAAAUUGGUGGCCCUGUUCCGUCUCCCUGUUUCCCGCCGUCGUUUGCUCAGGGCAAGUGGCGAUCCCGCUCCGGGGAUGCGGCAUACCGAGGCGUGAUGUGCGGAUCGGAGCAUGGACGUGAUCGCGUCGCCCAGUAGAAGUUGCGGCUGUCGGUGUCGAAGCAGGGUUUGCGCGGUCUGCGGCCAUGACGAUUUACAUAGCUCGGGAGGCUUCAAAGGUAUGGAGGAAGGUCACCUCGGAGAUUACGGCCGAGCUGCCGCUACUUCGCGAGAAGUGGCAGCUGCUCCUCGCUGGAUUGGUGUUUCAGUAUGUUCAUGGGCUGGCUGCUCGAGGAGUGCAUUACUUGCAUCGGCCUGGACCACUGCUCCAGGACCUGGGAUUUAUGGCUCUUCCAGAGCUUGGGCAAGACAGAAGUUAUCUUAGCGAGUGCACAUUUGUAUUCAUGUUCUUCUCCUUUUUUAUGUGGACCUUUCAUCCUUUUAUUUAUCAUAGCAAACGGUUCUACACCAUCCUAUUGUGGCGCAGGGUGCUCGCUUUCUUAGUUGCUUCACAGGUUUUAAGGAUCAUUACAUUCUAUUCAACCCAGCUUCCAGGUCCAAACUACCACUGUCGUGAGGGUUCAAAAAUGGCCACUCUUCCACCACCCAAUAAUGUGCUUGAAGUGCUCCUGAUUAAUUUUCCUCGUGGAGUAAAUUUUGGCUGUGGUGAUCUGAUAUUUUCAUCCCACAUGAUUUUCACUCUUGUUUUCGUUCGAACAUACCACAAAUAUGGCUCAAAAAGGUUUAUUAAGCUCCUUGCCUGGCUCAUGGCUAUAAUUCAAAGUCUUCUUAUAAUUGCUGCUCGCAAACACUACACUGUGGAUGUUGUUGUUGCUUGGUAUACUGUUAAUUUAGUUGUAUUCUUCGUAGACAACAAGCUCCCAGAAAUGCUGGAUCGUACAAACGGACUGCCUUUACUUCCGUUGAGUACCAAAGAAAAAGAUAGCAGACUGAAGGAUGAGAAAGACAGCAGGCUGAAGGAUGAGUUCCAUAAGUUAUUAAAUGGAACCAAUGGGGAUCCUACUGAUCGGCGACAGCGGGUACAGAUGAACGGGAGGCACGACGAAGACACCAAUCACACCGGGCACAGCACGCUCUCCGACGUCAGUGCCAACGGUGUAUGAGCCGAGGGACACCUGCAUUUUUUUUCCCACCGGCGCCCAAGGAGAAUCCUCUGGGCGGCGAGAAGAGCUGCCCGGCUCCUCUGCUUGCUGAAGCUAACCCAAGAUUCCACUUGAUUGCGACGGCCUUCCCUUCAGAAUAGAACAGAAGAUAAUAUGGGUGUGUAUAUAUAUCGACCAGCCUAAUAUUAUGAUCCAUUGAUGCAUUCAUAUCGAUUAGGCUUGUUC